This is a messenger RNA of Cloeon dipterum, 1295 nucleotides long. RefSeq names its product plexin domain-containing protein 2-like. The coding region runs from base 150 to 1184 and encodes 344 amino acids. The transcript is spliced from 5 exons. NCBI's taxonomy places the organism in Eukaryota, Metazoa, Arthropoda, Insecta, Ephemeroptera, Baetidae. The record is from RefSeq and is a predicted model, not a curated record.
UGGGGGAAGCGCGAUGUUACGACCGAUUUAUUUUUAUUUUAAUAGCUACCACCGCUUUCCUCGUUUCCGGAAUUGCGUCCACGGACACAGAUGAAGGAAACGAGGAGCAAAGAGGUGCCUCCUGGCAUGAAAUCAGCAAAGACCACUCGAUGCAAAUCCUGUAUAUAAACAGUGCCGGCUUCGUUGCCAAUUUAUUUUGGAAAAAUAUGGCGGGUGAAGAACAUGCGGCAAUGUUGACCGACGACCAAUUCGCUAAUGGAACGGUGUUGAUUGAUCUGCCCUUUGAAUUUCUACUCUUUGACCUCAAUGUCACCCGCGUAGCAGUGACGAAAGAAGGGACAAUUCAAUCAGAAGAUCCUACCGACAAAUGGGUCAUCGCUCCCUUAGAGGCCAGUUUCGGAAUGACCCGCAGCAAUAUUUCCUACCUCUUUGACGAAAAUAGCUUGUACGUCCAGUGGAACAACUUUCGAUUCAACCACGACAAAUUUGGAGACCAAGAGUUCAGCUUUCAAGUCAGACUAGGCGUCAGAGGAGAAAUCGAUUUCGUUUACAGGAGAGUGCCCUACAACUUGACUCAUUUGCGGGACAAAUGUGACAACUGCCUCGGAGACAAAUUUGGAGUCAUGUUUCCUCGUCACGAAUUAUUUAAAGUUGCCCCCUAUAAGGAAACUUACGAGCUUGGGUUUCCUAUGGAUUUCAAAAAAUACGAAGUCAAGAAAGGGAUUGUAAUGAGAUUUUUCACGGCUGACUGGUGCAUGGGGCAAACGAACUGCUAUGACUGCACCGAAACUGAAUUUGAGCUCAGCCAGAUUGAGACUGCCCGAUGCUCGUGGUGCCCAGCAAUCCAAAAGUGUUCCAGCACGAGGGACAGCUUGCGGAACGUGUGGAUGGAGAACAAAUGCGAUGUGUACCACGUGAAUGAGUCGGAAUCCUGCAAAAACACCGACAAAGAUAUUCUCUCGUUCGAUUUUUACCCGGCUGUUGGCGCACAUCUGGGUAUUGCAGUAAUAGUCUUCGUAGUCCUUGUAUUGUUCAAAGAUAAAAUUGUCUCAGUGUGUUAUACAAAACCGUCGAAAUUGCUUCGAAAUUGCAUCCAUUCCAAGAAUCAGCCAAAUCUGAACAAUGGCCGGGAAGACGGGCACGGAAUCACCAACCCGAUGAGACCCACAGAGACCGUUGUGUAAAUAUAUUGAAGUUGGCCUGCUGGGCAGGGCAAAAGAAGCAGGAAAUCAAUGUAAAUUGAAAAGCCCUUUUUCCAGGGCUUGUAAAAAUUCAAGUAAAUUUUAAAGUAAUUU